UCUUGAAGCUGAAAUCGACGAAAGGUGCGAAGCCUUAGAGGAAAGAGAAGAUCAUCAGAGCUUUAUAAACGACGACGAUUCAUAUCUUUCCUUACUUGAGCACUUUCGCAGUUUCAAGCUGAUGAACCACUUUCAUAGACUUCUAUUCAGAUGAAAAGCGGUCCGCUGCUUUGACUUUUUCUUUUUCCAACUACUGUGACGACGAAAGAAAGCAAAGAAACUCAGCUUCUUGCAGGUCCCAAUAAGCAGGUAACCCACUCCGCGGUCUACUCGUCUUGGAAAGCCUCAUCAGUUCAAGAAAGAUUCAAUCAAUUUCAAUCAAUGCGAGUCCCACCAGGAAGGAAUAUUCUGAGGCGGGCAAGGAAGGAAGAGGCGGGAUAUGUCGUCAGUCUAGACUGAGAAUGAGUUCAGAAAAUUCCCUCUUAUGCGCCUUCCUUCUUCGAACCUUUUGGUAUGUAUUGCCCCCUAACUAUAGAUCAGAUCCACCAGACGAGAAAGUCAAUUCCGCACUGCUGCUCCGUCGUCGGACUUAUCCACCAAGGGAAGGGAUUCCUUUCAGCCCCCUUUCUUUUGGGUAUGCAGGUACUCAAAGUCCUCUCACUACCAACCAGAAGACAUCAUCUGGCUGGGUCUUGCCGGCUACGGGGAGAUCGGAGCAAGAGGGAAGGCCUAGACAUUCUUCCUGGGCAGCUGUAAGUAGAUCGAGAGGUCGUUCCGCCCCUUGUCCCCGAAUAAGGGUAAUAUGUUCUCAUAAAAGGUUGCUCCAAUCUGACCUAGCUGGCGAGCGAUCCCAGUUCGCAGCAGAGAACAAGACAGGAAGCGAGCCUACCUUUGUUCGCUUCUUCUCCACCAAGCACGGAAGUUUCAGGAUAACUGUAGGUCGGUGGCUACCUAAGGAAACUCCGAUUCGAUCCGCCCCCCGGCUGGGAGGCAUCUACCUCAUCCCGAUCACAAGGAGAGGUUCACCAUGA
Messenger RNA from Cucumis melo (muskmelon), 971 nucleotides. RefSeq lists its product as uncharacterized. The record is from RefSeq and is a predicted model, not a curated record. Lineage: Eukaryota; Viridiplantae; Streptophyta; Magnoliopsida; Cucurbitales; Cucurbitaceae.